UAUUUCCAGCACGGCAGAGCAAAGACACAGAAGUAAACGGCACGACAACAGAAUCGCUGCGAUAUUGAGGUGUUAGGAGUGACAGUGUUUGCUGUCCUCCAACCAAUAUGCCUUUCUUGGGCAAAGACUGGAGGUCGCCAGGUUGGAGCUGGACAAAGACAGAACAAGGCUGGAAGAGGACUAUCUUCUUUGGACAUGAGUUGGAGGACAAUAACAGAGAGAUACACCUGAAAAAGCUCUGCAAUGACAACAAUGACAAUCUGUUUGUCGAGGACAUGCGGGACCUUGCCAUCAUAAAGAGGAAAAAGGACUUCUACAACAAUAACACCAAGUCCCAGUUUGUUUUCAGGGAUAAGUGGAUCUAUGUGCAAAAGGGAAGCACAAAAGAACGACAUGGAUACUGUACUCUUGGAGAAGCUCUCAACCGUCUAGACUUUUCUAGCGCCAUUCAAGAUUUAAGCAGAUUCACUUAUGUUGCAAAGCUUUUUCAGUUAAUAGCCAGGUCUCAGUUGACAUCUUUGAGUGGAGCUGCCCAGAAGAACUAUUUCAAUAUACUUGAGAAGAUUGUACGAAAGGUCCUGGAGGAUUACUACAACCCACGGCUUGUGAAGGACCUUCUGCAGGACCUGAGCUCCACACUGCACAGUCUGACCAUCCAUGUUGGCAGGUGUGUCCUCGUGGGCAACGUGAACAUCUGGUUGUGCCGCCUGGAGACCAUUGUUAAAUGGCAGCAGGAGCUCAACAACCUGCAGAUCCCCAAGCAAAUCUACGCUGGUAUGUCAUUCAAUGACUUGCCCCUAUACAUGCAGAACCAGAUCCUAUGUAAGUUAUCGGAUGCCUGUGACAUCAUUAACCUGGGACAGGCCACACCUACAUUGCACAGCCUCAGUGAGAACAGGACACUCUGGAAGAAACUUUGCCAAUUUCACUUCUCAGACAAACCGUAUUGUAGGAAUUUGGCACUAAGCAAGAGUGACAACGUGGACUGGAAGCUGAUGUAUUUCACCCUGCAGAAACACUAUCCCAUGAAGGAGCAGUACGGGGACACGUUGCACUUCUGCAAACACUGUAGCAUCCUCUUCUGGAAGGAUCACCAUGUGGCUUUGUUAUUCAAGGACUUUGGCCACCCGUGCACAGCCCAUGAUCCAGACAGCUGCCUGAUGCCCAUUUCCCCGCAGCACUUUAUCGACCUCUUCAAGUUCUAAGACCUUCAUGUCGUUCUUCAAGCCGAGCGCCCGUUUACGUUCACUCCCACACCGAGGGUGUGCAAAGACCUUGAUGUCAUUUACCCAAAUACAAAGGGCUCCAAAUGAACUAAACGGGGUGUUGUCUUUGUUUCUCAGCGCACAAUACUUUCCAUAAUAUUGAAGAAUAAAUAUGUAUGUUUAUGUGUUGUUGUUUUUUUAAGAAUGUUGAUGAAUAUCAAAGGAAUUUUUGUCCUUCCGCACAAAUGUUUGCCGUUAUGGCAGAUAAUAGGGAUUCUGGACAGAAAGAAUCAGAAUAUGUAACUGAAAUAUAAAUAUUUUGAGAGGAUUUAUAUGUUAAACAAGCUUUAGCAUGUUUAUGGUAAGUGAGUGGGUGACUAUUGGUGAUGCAUAAUGAGUUUGUUAAAGUAAUGGAAAAAGAUAAAUAUUUAAUUGAGGCAAAAAAUGUGUUUUAUUAAUUAUUGAUGGUGUAAUGCUGUUUUUCAAUGUGUUUGACUGUGAUGUUUUUCUCCAGUAACCUUAUGACACGUUUUAGUCUAUUUACAAACUAUUUGUUGUCCUUUGUGAGUUCCCUCUGUGCCAGCCAGCAGUGUUGAUACUAAAAAGUGUUAAUGUAACAAUCCCAUUUGCUGUAUUAGGUUUUUCUACUUUUGUUAGAAGUUUAAAGUGAUGAAUGGAAGAAGUAUUAUUUAAAGCCACUUUUUGUGGUAAUACCACUGGUGGCCACGUGGGGGCAUAUAGCGCCGCUAUGGUGACAAAAGACCUACUGACAAAACUGCUAUUUAACUUUCUUGUAAUAUGCUGCCCCCGUGUGGUCACAAGUGGCAUUGCUCCACAGUGUGGCUAAAAAAAAAAAUCCUUUAAACCCUUCAUCAAACUUUUGUAAUAUCCCUUUACUAUUCCAAUACUUUUGAUGGUACUAUCAUGACUUUUGUGGGGUGGAAACCAGCAAUAAAAUGAAGUAUUUCUAAAGACCUUUUUCUGUUAUUAACAAUUUAUAUUUUUAGUGAUAUUAUUGGUUUGUUAUUCUUUUUGAUUUUAAAAAAACUCUUUUUAGACUUCUUAUAGCGUUCAAGUCUUAUAUUUUGAUAUUAAUUGCUUCUUUUUCUGUUGUGA
This is a messenger RNA of Cololabis saira (Pacific saury), 2321 nucleotides long. It is a transcript of the gene fbxo25, whose product is annotated as F-box protein 25. The record is from RefSeq and is a predicted model, not a curated record. Gene Ontology annotation, biological process: protein ubiquitination. The transcript has 11 exons. Gene Ontology annotation, cellular component: SCF ubiquitin ligase complex; nucleus; cytoplasm. Lineage: Eukaryota; Metazoa; Chordata; Actinopteri; Beloniformes; Belonidae. Gene Ontology annotation, molecular function: protein binding. The coding region runs from base 108 to 1205 and encodes 365 amino acids.